AUGACGGAUGUGGGAGAGAGACUGGCGAGGAAAGUGGCGGAUUACAGGAACCACCUGCGGUUCAACCUGCGUUGCAGGCAAAAAAGGAUCUUUCCCAAAAGCUUAUGGCUCACCUCCACGGUGAAAGGCCACAAAGCAGAAAGCAUCCUAAAGAGGGCACAGAACCAACUCCUCAAUGAGAGAGUUAGACAGGUUCAUUUUACGAUCGAUGUCCUACGAUCAAAAAUUGAUGCGUUGGAGGAAGGGCUGGAGGCAGUCCUUCCUGGGCAUGUUUGGGAAGCCGUUUCCAAGCACACGGAGACAGCACAGAUGGCGCAGCAUGCUAAGGGCAAAGAAAGGCAAACACGGAAAUUUCAGAACCUUGAGUCCCGGACUGGCGGCAGUCCUUCCCAGGCGGCCACACAGAGCAAAACAGCGGAACUGGACACCUAUGACAAAUGGGUUAAGAAUUUGUCAGACAGAGAGCUCACUCCAGCCGAGCGGGGGGUCCUUGCCAAAGGACUGAACUUUGCAGUCACACCAGAUGAGUUACCGGUGGUGGACUUGGUGACGGCCACAGAAUCGGCCAUUAGGAACAAUAGGUUGUCAGAGACAGAGGCGGAACAGAUCAGGCUUAAGGUGUCGGCAGCACUCUCCAGUGCCAAGUUACCCCCGUCCAACAUUUCCGCACAGGAGAAACGGGCACUGAUAACUCUGCAGAAGGAUCCCAACAUCACAAUCCUACCUGCAGAUAAGGGGAGAUGUACUGUUGUCCUUAACACAGCUGACUAUCACUCAAAGGUCAGCAGCCUCCUAUGUGACUCAGCAACUUAUGAGACCCUAAAACGAGACCCCACCAACACCUACAAACUUAAAGUGGUUAACUGCCUGCAAAAACUGGAGAAAGGUCAGAUCAUCGACCGGGCCCUGUACUACAAACUCUAUCCAGGCGAUGCUAUCCCUUGCAUAUACGGGCUGCCAAAAAUUCACAAAGAGGGCGCCCCUCUGAGACCAAUUGUAAGCAGCAUCAACUCUGUGACAUACAACAUUGCUAAGUAUCUUGCCACCAUCCUUUCCCCAUUGGUGGGGGACACCCCCCACCACAUAAGGAACUCGAUGGACUUUACAAACAAGGUCAGAAAAAUCAGCUUAGACCCUGAGGAAACUAUGGUUUCAUAUGACGUGACUUCGCUUUUUACUUGCAUUCCCACUGGAGAUGCAAUACAGACAGUAAAGAGAAAACUGCUGCUUGACAACUCUCUGUCUGAGAGGACCAACCUCUCCCCCGAACAGGUGUGUGACCUCCUUAACCUUUGCCUCAGCACCACUUAUUUCCAGUACAACAACAGUUUCUACAGGCAAAAACACGGCUGUGCCAUGGGAUCCCCUGUAUCCCCCAUUGUAGCUAACCUGUACAUGGAAGAAAUGGAGAUUGUGGCACUGAGAACAUUCAGUGGCCACUCCCCGAGGCACUGGUUCAGAUAUGUGGAUGACACAUGGGUCACCAUCAGGAAGGGUGAGGUCGAACCUUUCACAGAACACCUCAACUCAGUGGAUAAAAACAUCAAGUUCACAAGAGAGGAUGUCCAAGACAACUGUCUGGCGUUUCUAGAUUGCAUGGUACGCAUUGAAACCAAUGGGGAACUCAACAUUGGGGUCUACAGAAAACCCACUCACACAGACCAGUACCUCCUGUUUGCUUCACACCACCCACUAGAACACAAGUUGGGGGUGAUCCGUACCUUAAAGCACAGAGCACAGAACAUCCCAUCAGAAGCGGAUGGAAAAAGAAGGGAACACAAACAUAUUCACUCUGCUCUUCAAACUUGUGGCUAUCCAAACUGGGCUUUUAUCAAAACAGCAAAAAAGCGCAGGGAGGACAAGAAGGACCACAAAAAGAGAAACAACAUUGUCAUCCCCUGUGUGGCAGGAAUUUCAGAGAAACUCAGGAGGAUCUUUAACACCCACCAGAUCCCAGUACACUUCAAGCCCAGCAACACUCUGAGGCAAAAGCUGGUCCAUCCCAAGGACAAAAUUCCAAGGGAGAAACAGAGCAAUGUGGUGUACGCAGUGCAGUGCAAUGAGGAAUGCUCUGACCUGUACAUUGGAGAGACUAAGCAGCCAUUAUACAAGCGCAUGGCACAACACAGGAGGGCCACGACCACAGGCCAGGACUCAGCAGUCCACCUCCACCUCAAGGAGAAGGGGCACUCCUUUGAUGACCACAAGGUGCGCAUUCUAGCCAGAGAGGACAGAUGGUUUGAGAGAGGGGUAAAAGAAGCCAUUCAUGUCAAACUAGAACGGCCCUCUUUGAACAGAGGAGGGGGCCUCAGACACCACUUGUCUCCCACUUACAACGCCGUUCUUAGAGCCCUCCCAAGGAGGUGCAGCCAUCUGUCCCACCUGCAGUCAGGUGACCCCCAACCACCCUCCUAGAGGGCUGGGAGGGGUAACGACCGCCCAUCAAAGGCUAACAACUCACAUUAACACCUAACGAGUCUAUUGGUUUCGGGUCUUUGUCCACUUGUUUUUGCCACCACCCUCCUGGUGGAUAAAUAUCUGGUACUCCCCACCAGGCUUUCAGAACUGAAGAAGCCUCUUGGAUGAGAGGUGAAACGUUUUCGACUCACACGAGGUUAGUCCAGUUGCCAUAACUUAUGCUUG
This is a messenger RNA of Amphiprion ocellaris (clown anemonefish), 2643 nucleotides long. RefSeq lists its product as uncharacterized. The record is from RefSeq and is a predicted model, not a curated record. NCBI's taxonomy places the organism in Eukaryota, Metazoa, Chordata, Actinopteri, Pomacentridae. The coding region runs from base 1 to 2415 and encodes 804 amino acids. The transcript has 3 exons.